Messenger RNA from Ornithodoros turicata, 587 nucleotides. RefSeq lists its product as uncharacterized. The transcript has 4 exons. Bases 72 to 587 code for a protein of 171 amino acids. NCBI's taxonomy places the organism in Eukaryota, Metazoa, Arthropoda, Arachnida, Ixodida, Argasidae. The record is from RefSeq and is a predicted model, not a curated record.
AGCCAGCAGGAAACUUGCUUUUGUCUGCUGCCAUUCUCUUCAGUGGAUCAAGCCCAGUUUCGACGCUGAGAAUGCUGGAAUUAAUGAAUAUGAAGGUGUUCUGUAGACACACAUAUUUUAAUUACCAGAGGGGCUACCUGCUGCCAGCAAUUGAACAAGUCUGGACAAAUCAUCAGGCACAAUUGAUGACAGAAAUUCAGGGAAAGGAGUCAUCUCUCGCUGGAGAUGGACGCUGUGACUCGCCUGGUCACAACUCUAAGUACCUGACUUACAGCUUCUAUCAUGAAGGUUUGAGGAAAAUUGUUCACACUGUUCAGGUGCAGGCAAAUGAAGUGGCAUCAAGUAGUCACAUGGAACUUGAAGCAGUACGCCGGGGACUCGAAGAGCUGGCAGAUCUAAACGUUCUGUUGAAGAGCUUCACGACAGACCGCCACCCUGGAGUACGGAAGUACAUGCGUACAACACAUCCAGAUGUUAAACAUCAGUUUGACGUGGUGCACGCGUCUAAAGGUAUCCACUUGAGGAAGAAAAAGCUAGUGCUUGUUUCUUUAUGUAAGCGUCCAAAGAACAGAGUGAUAACAUCGUGA